Gongylonema pulchrum is the source of this 411-nucleotide messenger RNA. The record is from the annotation of a GenBank genome assembly. NCBI's taxonomy places the organism in Eukaryota, Metazoa, Nematoda, Chromadorea, Rhabditida, Gongylonematidae.
AUGGUUAUGUUAGGAAAACUGAAUGAAAUUGAUAUUAAUGCGGUUGCGAGCUACGUCAAAUCACGGCAAAAUAAGGAUGGGAGCUUCGGCGGUGAUGAAUAUAAUGAAGUUGAUACUCGUUUCUCGUUCUGUGCACUCGCCACAUUGCAUUUAAUUGGCCGACUAGAAGAUACAGUGGAUGUCGAAGCAGCAGUUGAUUUUGUUCUUCAGUGUUAUAAUUUUGAUGGUGGAUUUGGCACAAGGCCGGGCUCAGAAAGCCAUGCUGGACAAGUGUACUGUUGUUUGGGCAGCCUAGCGAUAGCUGAUUGCUUGGGAAUGAUUGAUAAAGAGCGCACAGCACGAUGGCUAGCUGAAAGGCAGUGUCCCUCUGGCGGUCUCAAUGGUAAGCUGUUCUUAUUUUGCAGUCAGUGA